GUAUUUCCUUUUAUUUAGGUGAGCUGCUGAUCAGUCAAAUCGUGAAGUGGCUUGAAAACAUUGGCAACGUUUCUAUUCCUCUGUUGACGUUAAUAUUAUAAUUAUCAGAUGGUGUGAUUGCACGGCAUGGCUUCUUUAAGAGACCUAGCAUUUUGACAUUUAAGAAGUAAAAAGUCCGAUGUAGCUCUCCGCCGUGUUUCAAGCUGCAGCCUGUCAACUUGCGCUCGAGCUGCAACAGCUUUGCUCUCUUUAUUAGGACUGGGGAAAUAACUUUUACGGGACUAGUGAAGAAAAAUCAUAGCAACGUGUGGGCGUUUGCUCUUUUGAACCAUGUCCACCGAGGUUGCGAGCGAGUUGGACGUGACAUUUAGUUGUUUGGACGAAGGGAACCAAAACAAGUCAGACGCAGACGGACCCAUGAAACCCGAUCGAGCGAGCCACGAGGAGGGGCAGCAGGAUCCUCCUCAAAUCGACUCGAAACAUCAAAAACACGGGGUCAUGGACUGCAAAGUGGAUGGCCUGAACACGGACAGCACGAAUGACAAGGAGAACGAGCAGAAUGCAUCAAGCGACAAAGCCACAGACUCUGCCAAGAAAGUGAUCGAGGCUCCUCCGCCGAAAGUGAACCCGUGGACGAAGAAAGCAUGCCCUCCCAAUAAUGCCCCCAACAGCUCCAUACAAACAGUGUCCACAGAUCCCCAGAGUCCUGCCAAAGUUGUCCGUGCCAGCAAACCCAGGUCCAGAAAGACCAGCAAGUCUGGUGACUUCAGUGACAUCACAAACUGGCCCACCCCAGGAGAACUUGCCAAUAAGGAGCAGCAUCAGAAUGUGAUAAACGCACAAGGGAGACAGGGUACGUCUGGAUGGAGGGAAAGAAAGAAGGAUCACAGAGGAGUGAAGAGAGAGAAGGAGAGUGGAAGUGAUGGGAGUGACAGUAAGGAGAACAAGGAGGCGAAUUCAUAUCCAAUCAAAGGACUUUCAAACAAUCAGGAAGCAGAAGAUGGAGAGGAGAUGCAAAGCAGUGUACCCCGCAGGAGAGGAGGCUGGCGACGAGAGAGAGAGUUCUUUGAUGACACAGCAAGUAUUCGCAGCGAGGGCAGCAAUGUCCGCGGAGGCCCAAGGGGCAGGGGGAAAGGUCGCGGCCGGGGCAGAGGUCGUGGGCGAGGUCGCUAUGACUACUCCCACAGUUACCGGGACUCUUUCCAGGAUGGGUCCACGGUUCCAGCUGAAUUCGGCAAUAACAUGGUCUAUUACUAUGAUGACGGUAAUCGCGUGCAGAUGUAUACUAUCGAGGAGAAUUUACUUAAAGAAUACAUCAAACGGCAAAUUGAAUACUACUUCAGUCUCCCAAACCUGGAGCGAGACUUCUUCCUGCGGAGGAAAAUGGAUUCCAAAGGCUUCCUGCCCAUCUCUCUCAUUGCCAGUUUCCACAGAGUUCAGGCCCUCACCACUGAUAUCAACCUCAUUAAGGAGGCAGUGAAGAAGAGUGAAGUUGUGGAGCUGGUUGAUGAACAGAUUCGUAGGAAAGUUGAGCCAGAGCAUUGGCCCAUUCCGGGCCCCCCUCUGGACUCCCUGCGCACAGAUUUCUCCCAACUCAUUAACUGCCCAGAGUUUGUCCCAGGACAGAUGUUCACCUCUCUCAGCACAGUGUCAUCCUCCCCAGUCAGUCAGGAAAUGGAUGAACCCGCUGUGGUGAACGGCCAAUUAAGCGAUACCACUGACAUUGACACAGCCAAACAUCAGUCCAAAGAAUCCUUUCCCUCAAAGUCAAACAGUAACUCUAACAAUGAUGUGUAUUCCCCAAAAGGGCGCUCCAGCAGUCUGUCUGAUCCAGACGGCCAGCCGUGGAUACAGGUGGAGAAACGACAUAGAACCUCUUCUGGAAAAAUCAAGACUUCAGUAACUCCUCUUCCUACUUCUCCUCCUCCUCCCCUUCCUCUUCCUCAUCCUCCUCAUCUUGAGUUGUCCCCAUCUGCAGAGUGCUCUGAAUUGGUUCAGUCCAGCCCAAAGCAGCAGCCUGAGGCAGACCAGGAGGAACUGGACUUCCUGUUCGAUGAGGAAAUGGAACGCCUUGCAGCACCUCGCAAGAACACCUUCACCGAUUGGUCAGAUGACGAUUCUGAUGAUGAACUUGACGACCGAGACGUAAACAAGAUCCUUAUCGUAACUCAGACCCCCCCUCACCUGCGGAAACACCCUGGAGGUGACAGAACAGGGAAUCACGUGUCUCGUGCCAGAAUUACAGCUGACCUUGCCAAAGCUAUUAACGACGGAUUGUUCUACUAUGAACAGGAUCUUUGGACAGAGGAAGAAGGACAGCAAGAUUGUACCAAUCCCAAGGAAGUGGAGAACUUUAAAAAAAUCAACAUGAUCAGCCAAGACGAGUUUGAAACUCUGACGCCAAAACUGCCCAUUGACAACAACCAAGAAAUCCCACCCCCUCCACCAUGCCAGUCAGAUGAGUCUAGCAUGGCUCAUUCUCUACCCACGGACGUCCCAGAAUCCUCCAGCAUGCCCCGGACCCCUCAUACCCCACGCACCCCUGGCAGACAGGACCCCACCAAAACUCCACGUUUCUACCCUGUUAUCAAAGACAGUGGCAACAUUGAUGGAAAAACCCCCAGAAAGAGGAAAACUCGUCACAGUUCGAACCCUCCGCUAGAGUGCCAUGUAGGUUGGGUGAUGGACUCACGGGAGCACAGACCUCGCACUUCCUCCAUCAGCAGCUCUAAUGCAUCUCCAUCAGAAGGAGCCCCGGUAUUGUCGGGCAGUUACGGCUGUACCCCUCAGUCCCUGCCCAAGUUCUGGCACCCAUCCCAUGAGCUUUUAAAAGAAAAUGGCUUCACUCAGCAAGUUUACCACAAAUACCGCCGUCGCUGCCUCAAUGAGAGGAAGCGAUUAGGUGUCGGUCAGUCUCAGGAGAUGAACACUCUCUUCAGAUUCUGGUCCUUCUUCCUAAGAGACAAUUUCAACAGGAAAAUGUACGAGGAUUUCAAGCAGUUUGCCCUGGAUGAUGCCAAAGAGAACUACAGGUAUGGACUGGAGUGUCUGUUUCGGUACUAUAGCUAUGGGCUGGAACGGAGGUUCAGACCUGACAUCUUUAAAGACUUCCAGCAGGAGACCAUACUUGACUAUGAGAAAGGUCAGCUAUAUGGACUGGAGAAAUUCUGGGCUUUCUUGAAAUACUCUCAGAUGAAGAAUCAGCCUAUUGACCCCAAACUUAAGGAUUACCUCAACAAAUUCAAGAGCGUUGAUGAUUUCAGAGUAGAUCCACCGAUAGGAGAGGAAGGAGUAAGAAGGAAAGCACACUCGUCUUCUGCAGGAGACGAGCCAAAACGUAGACGACACAACUCUUCCUCCUCAUCGUCGUCAAAGCAGACCCCAGUUACCAAGACAUCUUCAGACAAUCAACCUGCUGCUGGAGGAGUGGCAAAAACAACCUCAACUGAUCAUACCGCUGCCUCAACCGCAACGAAAACCGGCACAGCCAAUCAAACAUCAAAUGCUAGGCCAGCCAAGGCAGCCUCAGCCAAUCAGAAGGCAACCUCUUCGACCACCAAGAGCAGCAUGGCUAAUGAUACUACAAAAUCUGCACCAAAAGAGAAUGUGAAAAAGAAUACCUCAUCAGAUGCUCGCAAAAGAGAGGCGGCAACUAGCAAAAACAAAGAUAGCCAACAGCCAAAGAAAUGAAGCCCUUAACUACACGAUACAGUAUUUGAGUGAUUGUAACUAGAGCUGUGAAAGGAUUUUCAGUGCUGGUUCAGUCUAACCUUUUACACCGUAACCUUGGAAUUGAGCCAGUCAAACCGUUAGAGCAAAGAGCAACUGUCAUACCGUUGUAUUCAGAAACUGAAGAGUACACCAGAAUUUUUUUUUUUUGGUGUUGUUCAAGACUCUUCUGGAUAGGUUAACUUCCAUAAUAUCUUUCAUUUUAGUUUUUUGUUCUUUUGUUUGUUUGUUUUUACCCGCAGUUUGUAGUUUCAUCAGUAUGCAUGGUGAACCUGUGCAGUUUACAGAAGAUGCAUUCCUACAGCGAAUGCAGUUUUUAUCGCUUUUAAAAUUAGUUUAACCUUUUUGAAUGCCUUACAUUUAAAAAGCAAACAAACAUAUGUUUAUUUUACAAUGCUGUCGACAUUCAUAAUUAUUAGUUUUUUGUUUUUUAUCUCUAUUGUUUAAGUAUUUUUAAUUUGUGCAUGUGCCUGUCUCAGGCAGCACAUCACACCUAUUUGUGUGUCUGACAACAGUACAUAUAAUUUGACAUCAAACAGACAAUCCAAAAUGCUAACUUGAAUUGAGGUUGACACAAUUUAACACACUAUAUAGACUAUUGCAUUUUUGAUCUUUUAGCUUGUGUAGAAAAAAUGACAGUGAUGGAAUACUAAGUUGUUUAUGCUUUUAUGAUUAGCUGAGUGUUUGACCUGAAGAUCGGAGAAGUACAUAGAUAUCGAGCCAAAGUGGUGAGGGAUUGUAACAGAAAAUUGUUAACAUCAUCAGGAGCUUAAAUAUGUUCCUGCUUUUAAACAAACAUUGUGCCGUUCGCUUCACAGAGGUGGUGAUCUCAAAGUCACCAUGUCUCCUGAUUAGGUGCAGAGAAAACUUUUUUUCUUUUUGACUUAAAUUGGAAAAUGUCUGUACUUGAAAUGUUAUCUCUUUGAAAGGAAUUUCUUUUAAAAAUGUUGAAUUCUAUUAGAGUUUAAUUUAUUGUUUCCUCUCUUUUGAAAGCUUAAUUGAUUAUAUAUAUAUUUUUUAUUGAUUUUACUGAGAGUGUAGAUGACUGCAAAUGUGGUGGCUUGGAGAAUAAUUUUAUUUACAUUCUAUCUUUAUUUCCAAGUUGGAUUUUGGCUGAUAACAUUAAAUCAGUGUUCUUUUUAUCACUUAUAAUCCUUAAUCAGACACUGAAUUGAUGUCUCGAUUGUAUCAUAUUUGCUUAAGAAAACUGUACAUAAAGAAAUUGUGUAAUUUCAAUCAAUCCAUUUUUAUUGAUUAAUUUUAUUGUGAUAUUCUUGUUUGUGUGCGCUUGUGUGUUGGUAUGCAUGUCGGUUAAAAAAAAAAAUUCUUUCCCCAUAAAUUGUAAAAUGUAAAAAAAAAAAAUACAAAAUAUAUUAAAAUCUCUUUAUAAAACCC
This is a messenger RNA of Xyrauchen texanus (razorback sucker), 5124 nucleotides long. Its product is annotated as la-related protein 1B-like. NCBI's taxonomy places the organism in Eukaryota, Metazoa, Chordata, Actinopteri, Cypriniformes, Catostomidae. The transcript has 19 exons. The coding region runs from base 331 to 3690 and encodes 1119 amino acids. The record is from RefSeq and is a predicted model, not a curated record. Gene Ontology annotation, molecular function: RNA cap binding. Gene Ontology annotation, cellular component: cytosol; cytoplasmic stress granule. Gene Ontology annotation, biological process: positive regulation of translation; mRNA stabilization.